Molecule: messenger RNA, 273 nt
Organism: Cylindrotheca closterium
Lineage: Eukaryota; Bacillariophyta; Bacillariophyceae; Bacillariales; Bacillariaceae
Source: the annotation of a GenBank genome assembly
AUGGCCGAACAAAGAAAAGCAGUUAUCAAAAAUGCCGAUAUGUCAGAAGCAAUGCAACAAGAUGCCGUCGAUGUUGCGUCAGUGGCUCUAUCAAAAUACAACAUCGAGAAGGAUGUUGCCGCUUAUAUCAAGAAAGAAUUUGACAAAAAGUACAACCCAACAUGGCACGUUAUUGUUGGCAGAAAUUUUGGAAGCUAUGUAACGCACGAGACAAAGCACUUUAUCUACUUCUACCUUGGGCAGGUUGCUGUCUUAUUGUUCAAAAGCGGUUAA